UUAAAGGAAGCUCUCCGCAACCAACAUCUUAUCAUAAAGAAGCUGUACGUUGAGUUAGAGGAAGAAAGAGAAGCUUCAGCAACUGCAGCUACUGAAGCUCUAUCUAUGAUCCUUCGCCUGCAGAGAGAGAAAGCAGCAGAGAAGAUGGAAGCUUGUCAAUACAAGAGGAUGGCAGAGGAACGGAUAAACCAUGCUGAAGAGACCUUGGAGGUGCUUGAAGAAGUCGUUCAGCAGAAAGACUUGGAGAUUGAAUCUCUCCGAUUCCAACUCAAGGCAAACAAGCAAAAACAGACAAAUCAUGGCAUCAGCAUUCCAGACAUCGGAGAAAUGUUGCUUUGUGAGAACAAAUCAUGUUGUAAUGGUAUUUUUAGAAGGAAUGCUUCUUUGCCUUCACUUCGUGGGGAUGAGUUUAGUUUCGAUAAGAGAUUCCUUGAUGAUGAAAGUCCUAUAUUAUCCUCUAAGUUAUCUGUAUGGAGGAAGAUU
This is a messenger RNA of Dendrobium catenatum, 483 nucleotides long. RefSeq names its product myosin-binding protein 7-like. The annotation marks the transcript as partial. The record is from RefSeq and is a predicted model, not a curated record. The transcript has a single exon. Lineage: Eukaryota; Viridiplantae; Streptophyta; Magnoliopsida; Asparagales; Orchidaceae.